Messenger RNA from Cucumis melo (muskmelon), 3036 nucleotides. RefSeq lists its product as uncharacterized. NCBI's taxonomy places the organism in Eukaryota, Viridiplantae, Streptophyta, Magnoliopsida, Cucurbitales, Cucurbitaceae. Gene Ontology annotation, molecular function: mRNA binding. The transcript has 8 exons. The coding region runs from base 295 to 1437 and encodes 380 amino acids. The record is from RefSeq and is a predicted model, not a curated record.
AAAGUAAAUUGGUUAUGCUGGCGGGCAGUAGUUGGACCAUAGUGUUUUAAUAAAGGCCCAACGGCGGAGGACAACUCACAAUGCUUUGGCGCGCAGGGCGGCGUUUUUGAUCCUCUUCUUAGGUUUUCCACCGGGAACUUCCAAAUCCGUAUCGCAGCACUGUCCAGAACUCCAAGAAAUUCACCAUUUUUGUCAAUACGAAGAACAAGAAGAAGUUGAAUUGAAACCCACAAAUUUGGUUGUUUCCAUACUCCAUUCUUGCUUCCUCUUCCUCCUUUCCACUCGUUUUUACGCAUGGCCGGUACUGGAAUCCACCCGUACCACCAGCAAUGGCCUGCCGCCGCCGCCGCCCCUCCUCCUCCUCCUCCACAAGCCGCUGCUGCUGCUCCCCCUCCUAUUCCCCACCCCCAUCCUCCUCAGAUCCUCGUCGACAACCCCGGCCGCCAUGCCUCCGAUGAGGUUCGAACUAUAUUUAUAACAGGGCUUCCUGAAGAUGUAAAAGAGAGAGAGCUGCAGAAUCUUCUUAGAUGGUUACCUGGUUACGAGGCUUCGCAAGUGAAUUUCAAAGGUGAAAAGCCUAUGGGCUUUGCGCUCUUCUCCAAUGCGCAGUUUGCUAUUGCUGCGAAAGAUGCCCUCCAGGAUAUGGUUUUUGAUGCGGAGUCUAAGUCAGUGUUGCAUACUGAGAUGGCCAAGAAAAAUCUAUUUGUUAAACGAGGCAUUGUUGCUGAUGCAAGUGCUUACGACCAAAGUAAACGAUUGAGAACAGGUGGUGACUAUGCCCACACCGGAUAUUCAAGCCCAUCACCUUUUCAUGCCCCUCCACCCCCCAUUUGGGGGCCUCAUGGGUAUAUGGCUCCGCCACCUCCUCCAUACGAUCCCUAUGGAGGUUACCCUGUUCCUCCUGUACCUAUGCCUGCUCCUGCUCCUGUACCAGCACCUAGCAGCUAUGUGCCUGUUCAGAACACUAAAGAUAAUCCUCCUUGCAAUACCCUGUUUAUUGGCAAUCUAGGGGAAAAUGUAAAUGAGGAGGAACUCAGAGGUCUUUUUAGCGUACAACCUGGAUUUAAGCAAAUGAAGAUUCUGAGGCAGGAAAGGCACACGGUCUGCUUCAUUGAGUUUGAAGACGUGAACAAUGCCACCAAUGUGCAUCAUAGUUUGCAGGGUGCUGUUAUCCCUAGUUCCGGCUCUGUGGGCAUGAGAAUACAAUAUCCUUUUCUUUAUCAAAUUGUUUUUUAUUAUUUUAGCCGUAGAACGAUCUUACCUAUUCUACUGGUACUCGAAAAUUGGAAGCUGUUGCCUGACAAUCUAUGUGUUGGAGUGAAUGAUUUAUCUAAUAUUCUAAUUACAUGGUUGAAUUGUGCUACUUAUAGGUGUUAUGCCUUAAAUCUAAUUUUAGAAAAUUCUAUAUCUGCAAGUGUAUUGUUUGUUCUUUGCUGAAUGUGAUGCUGUACAUUAUAACCAAUCAACUUCUCAUAUUAUAACAAUUAGUUUUUAUUUCUAACAUUCAAUUGCAAUUCCUGUUGAUGUUUGUCAACGUUGUGAUAUAGGUUUUGCAAACAUAUGUAUAAAUGUGAUUUCUUGAACUUUUUUCAUUUAUUGUUCUUUUCAUGAUUUUGCAUACACGUUUCUUCUCUUGACUCAUGAAUACAUUUUCAAAGAACCCGUUUGGGAAACGGAAGGAUGCUGCCUACCCUGUUUCUGCUCCUGGCGUGAACGGAACUCCACAAGCUAUGGCAUACCAAUAGCAUGAAGGGGAUGUACUCUGUUCUUUUUGCUCCAACAAAUUCAAGCACUAGAUGAUAGGAUGCAUCUUGCAGCAGUUGCAUGCAUCCAUGAUCCAUUUCAUAUCAAGUCAUCAGCAUUUUCAUCUCCAUGGGAAUGAAUGCUCAUUUUGGUGUCACGAACAUUCCAUUUGGAAGCAUGCUACUGUAGCCCUUAUUUGUGACAUGCAUUUACUUUUCAGUACCUGAGAAAGAUUUAAGUGGCUGGAUUACAUAGUAGGGCCUCAGAUAUUAUUAUCAUUUGUAGGAUGUGUGCUGUGCAUUAGUCCUAUUCUAUCUUUAUUGUUUGUGUAUGAGUAUGUAGCUAUUUAUUUAAAUGGAUUUCCUUGUUUACUUAGAGCAUUCACAUAUAAAAGUUCAGCCACUUCAUCUCACCUGGCGCAAUUUCAAUUCAGUAGGAGUUUCCAUAUCAUGGUGCCACUCUAGUAGGAAUGUAGGGCAAGUAGGCCACCAAACAAUUCAUCACGCCAUUACUUUAUUUUUCCAUUAACAUUCCCAUAUUCAUCACCACAACAUCAUACUCGGUCAGCAAUCAAUUCAUGGUGAAAUAUUCACAUUGAGGGCUUGUUUGGAUUAACUUUCCAAGUGCUUAAAAUAUAUUUUUCGUCCACUUAGAAAGUCAAUCCAAACGGAUCCAACUCCAUUUCUUAAGCAUGGAAAUAUAUAGUGGCAUUUACAUACAGGAUUGAAGUAUGAAUUGACCAAGGCUACUAUCCAUUUGAGGUCCAGUUUCAGGUGCUAUCUGAAGUUUCUUUUACCAGCGUUCAGGAAGGCUUCAAAUGCAUGGAGGUGAAUUGAACAUCAAUUAAGGGCGAAGUGGGGCGAAGUGGAGAUUCGUAUAAUCCCCCCUCCCCCGAAAACAUAAUUACUUGAACUGAAGCAACAACCGCACGAAAUUAUACAGGCCACAGGACUAUGAUUCAAAGAACCAGUUCGAGCCAUCUACUCGUCAUUGGCGAGUUUGCUGGACGUAUCCAACUCGGCUACAAAACUUGAGUGUGCAUGUUGGCUUGCUAUGCUAGGCAUAGUGGUGGGAUUGGUAGAAGUGAUUUGUUUGAUCAAUAUAUUAACUUAUUCUCAAUCAGGAUGGCUUUGUAGUGCUUUCGUGGAGUUGUCAUAUUUGAAACUUCUACCUUGUUAGUGUUUUAAAACUGUUUCGUCUUUCCAAUUUCCUAGACAUAAGUAAGAGUUCCUUUAUGAAGUUAACGGACUUAUCUAUGAAAGGAUGAAAUGAAAAUAAAUGUGAUUCGUUCAA